Molecule: messenger RNA, 2592 nt
Organism: Dujonia railenensis
Lineage: Eukaryota; Fungi; Ascomycota; Pichiomycetes; Serinales; Debaryomycetaceae
Source: the annotation of a GenBank genome assembly
AUGUCACUAGAAGUAUUUCCAGUUCGGGAUGUUUAUAAUUAUACAGAGUUGACCAGAAGUUACAUGGGAAUUUUCUAUUCCGACAGGUUUGCCAAGUUCUUGAAUACGACUCAGACAGGACAUGCACAUUCUUCUUCUGGGAUGCAAUUUUCCAUAUUGGUGAAGUCAAUAUUCACAUCGCUUUGCCUAUGUUCGCUACAGUUAACACUAUUUUGUUUCUUCAGGCCCAUUUUCAAGUCUCUUUAUCAGCCAAGAUGCUACUGUGUUCCUAACGAUGAGAGAAUGGACUUGCUCCCAAGUGGAUUCCUCUCGUGGGUAAUUCCUACAAUGAAGCAUAAUAUUAACUACUAUUUGUCGUUGGGGCUAGAUGCUUACUUUUUGGUAAGGUUCAUUCAUAUCCUACUCUUAUACUUCAUAUGCGUUGGCUCAAUGAAUAUUUUAAUUCUAAUUCCGUUAAACUGGAGCGGCAGUUCUAGUAAAAAUCCAUCGCAAACUGGGUUAGAUAAGUUAAGUCUCUCUAACAUUUCACCAAGCAAAAUUGAGAGGUUAAAUAUACAUUUUUUGAUGUCGAUAUUCACCAUAGGUUUAUUUCACUGGUUGAUAGUGUAUGAGCUUCAAAGCUUUGUCAAAAUCCGUCAUUCUAGACUACUACUGGAUUUUCAUAAAUCCAAGAUUUCCACAAACACAAUACUAAUAAAGAAUGUUCCUGAGCACUUGAGAAACUAUGAAGCUCUAAGGGACCUUUUCCAGUUAGCAUUGCCUGGAUGUAUAAGGAACAUAUGGUUUCUCUAUGAGUUUAGUCACAUAAAUGAUGAGGUACAGGACCUCGCUGAUACCCUACAGAUACUAGAGUUGGAAGAAAUUUUGCAGCUAUCGAAAAUGUUGCAAAAUAAAGAUGGUUCUUACCAAAAGCAAACCCAGAAGGUGAAUGAGAUCAUGUUUCACCCACCAAUUCAGUUGAAUCCUUUCGUAAUACCGGUUAUUGAUCGACGAGUUCGAAUAAAAUUACCCGGUUGGUUUAGGUACUUGUGCCUUUCUCCAAAAGUUUCACAGAGGCAGUGGUGCAUAGAUUCCUUUGGUAUGAAACUUCAAGCUAUUGACAUGUGGAAGCAAGCCUUAGUGGACGAUAAAAUUAAGAAGCAUAAUAGAGUAUUUAUUCAAUUUAACUCUCAAAGGGAAGCUUGUAUAGCACAUCAAUGCUUAUUAUCCCAGUAUCAGGGUAACUUUGACAAAAGCAUCAUGGAAACUAAUCCCAAGGAUGUGAUCUGGAGCAAUGUAGUAAGAGAAAACUCAAUUGGGUGUCUCAUUGAAAGGUAUUUUGUGACUAUACUCCUUAUAUGUUUGAUAAUCUUAUACGUCAUACCUGUAUCGUUCAUUGGGCUAUUUUCACAUUUACCUUGGCUAAUUCAAAUAUUACCAUUUCUUAAAUGGAUGUAUGCCUUGCCGGAAAACAUUCGAGAAACCAUUCUCAGUCUACUCCCAUCCAUUCUCCUUUCACUACUCACGGAGCUUGUACUAGGAGUCUUCAAAUUUCUCAUCUACUUCAAAGGAAAACCAACCCAAAGCGAACUUGAACUUGAUUUACAAAUUUGGUACUUUGCAUUCUUGUUUGUACAGCAAUUUCUUGUGGUUACUAUUCUGACCAGUGUGACUGUUGUAUUCAAACAGUUGAUAGAUCAGCCUACUUCCAUUCCAGUUUUACUUGCAACGAAUUUGCCGAAGGCAGCUACCUUCUUCUUCCUGUAUAUUUCAGUCAAAGCACUUACUUUCUGUGGCAAUAGCUUUCUCAGGAUUGAUCAAUUGAUCCUUAGGUAUACAAAGCACAAGUUACAAGACAAAACUCCAAGACAGAUUUUCACUAGACUAACCUCACUUUUGAAAGUAAGAUGGGGAUCUGUCUAUCCAGUUUAUUCGGUUUAUGGAUCGAUUGGGUUGGCUUACUGUAUUAUAUCACCAUUGAUAAGCGUAUUCAUUGUAUUCUUUUUGAGCUUAAGUUUACUUUAUUACAAGUAUGCGCUCAGAUAUAUAUAUAGCCAUGUGAAUAACUCAGAGACAAAUGGUCGAUUGUACCCAAUAGCAUUGCUACACUUGUUCUCUGGGGUUUAUUGCUUGGAAUGUUGCAUGAUUGGAACGCUCUUCUUACUGAGAAAUGACAAUGGUAGAUGUCCUUUAAAAUUGCAGGGAUGGAUAAUGCUGCUAAUCUUACUUACUACAAUUUGCUUUCAUAUAACCUUAUACGGACGAUACUAUUAUUACUUUUCAAAUUUACCAAUUUUAGAAGAUAAAUCCACAUCUCAAGAAAGCCAAAUUCACAGAAGGCAUGCACGAGUGGAUGAAUGUGAUAGUACAUCAGUCGACGAGUACUAUCUGAAUUUAAAGUUGCUUAUGUUGCAUCCAUCGUACAGCUAUGAACCUCCAAGAAUAUGGUUACCUGAUGAUGGCCAAGGACUCAGUAGUGCUCAAAUUAAUCAACUAGAAAAUGAGGCUGUUGGAUUGAGCGGAGGUACCAACAAAGGAGCUAAAAUAAAACUAGUAGGAAGAGGGUGGAGCACAAAGAUAUCAAUUUCAGAAGCCCCACCUGACUUCAAAUAG